CGGACCACCUGGCUCGUACCGGGAAUUACUUGACGGGUUCCGGCCGCGCCGAUGUAGCGUCUGGACUCCACUCGGGGCCUCGCAGGCUUCAAGAACCUCGCGGAAUGGUAAUCGGACCCUAUUCCCAUCGCGAUCGCCGUGCCUCUGCGAGGACGUCGGGACGCCCGCGGCGGACGCUGCGGGAAAGAUCUAACUCUUCCUCCUCGGCGUUUCCACGUUGAGCCGGGUUUCCUCGGGGGAAAGCGUAUGCCUGAGAGUCUCGUGUCCCUCAUCGCGAUCCGGAGGGUACACCGGACUGUGGGGAUGUUACGUUCACCCCGAGAGAAGCCGACGACGUGUGCACUCGUGAGCAGCGUAUCCAUAGCGACGUAUGUAUGUACCCGGAAAGGAGUAAAAAUGUCCGACCGACAUCAAUGGAUGGAUCGCGACGUAAUGCAGGAUUCGUUUGGCUGUGAGCGAGUACUCGAUAUGUUCGAUGCAGAUGGGUUUCGGAGAAAUCGAUGCGCCACAGGACGUACCGUCACCGAUGUAUGAAACUUUAACGAGAUCACUUGCCAGGUUGUGCGUCGCAACGGAUUUUUAUGGAGAUGUGAUUUCGAUCUGAACGGUUUGCGUUUCUCGCGAUUCCCCUUUCCCGUUUUGCACGUUCUUUUUGGAUUCGAAGUUCGAACGAGAGCGGUAGCGAUGUAAAAGAUAUCGAUACGCAAAGCUUCAUUCUCCAUUCGUGAUUGGGACCGUUGUUGCCGCCAAUAUUGCGGAUUGCGGCUCCGCAUACGGGCCGAAGAAAGUCUGGAACACGAAAUUUGAAGCUGCGGCGAUCCCGGCGUACGGCAUAAUAUUUCGCUGUUUUACGGCCGUGAUAAACAUGCCAGUUUACAAGUUUCUUUUUCGCGCGCGUGAACGAUACACGGCCAAUUUUUCGCACGCGCCACGCGUAUCCGCCAUCAAUUUAUCCGCAUCGUGGGCGCGACAGGACGUUCGCGAAGGCGUAUAAAAUUCGGUGGCGGACAGUUACGCGCAACGAGGCUGAACCAUUUUACAUCGCCGUCACUCGUGAACGCGAUAACGAACGGACGGCGGGGAAAAAAAACGAAGGACGACGGUAUUUUUAGCCAGAGUCCUUCGGCAAAAAGCUCGUCGCACGCACAGCGUUAACCGGCUCGCAGGUGCUUCGAGCGACAAUGACGAUGACGAUGCUACCUGUUAAUCCGCUCAUUCCGAGAGCCGGCCGCAUUUAAUUACGCAUUUUUCCAGACGCCUUUAUCGACGAGGUGCACCAUCGAACAUCAUCAAACGACGACGAAAAUCGGUCAUUAUGAACGAGACGGCAGCGUCGUGGUUUCGUUUACCGACGAACGACGCGUGAAUUGGAAAGUUUAUCGCGUCGACCCGCGCGCGCGGGGCCCCGGGAUCGUCGAACCCACCGCCUCGUGUCCUCGAGAGCCUCGAUCUCGAUACGAGGAGGUGAGGCCCUCCUCGGAACCGGUCGUGACCGUACCUACGCGAGACGUCGUUAAUGCCGCGCGAGAGCGAAUCCACCUACGAGCCGUGGGGGUGACCGCGUCCCGCCGCUCGUAAGCAGCCCGAAAAGAAAGCAGUAAGUCGAUCAGCGGAGAGAAGGCGAGAGAAGAAGGGAGAGACCGGGAGAAAGACAGGGAAAUAACCGCGGACCGAUAAUAAGCGGUCGUGAAUCCCGAAGACCCGAAGAACGAGGGAAGAGGAGGGCAGGGAGGAUCCUGCCGACCCUCUCUCGUUAUCCACGCCACACGGCGCCCGGGCGUGACGUCAUCGCGCACGCGGGUAUGCCUACAUGUAUAUGUGCAUGUACGUGUGUGAUCUGUCGGGGGAUGCAUCACGCGCCACGUGCAACCACACCUGUGUGCACCCACACAUGAGAGACGCGAUUUCUCAUGCAAAUAUGCUGCGUGUACGUAUACGCGUAUACACACAUACGUACACCUCGCUCGCGUGAGCGCGCGGGUCGGCAUAGUCGGUUCUCGUGCGGUUGCACGCGGAGCGAGCGAGAGAUGCACGACGCUGCACGGCUCGCCCGCGUAUAAGUGGCGGGAGCGCGCGGGGGAACCCGAGGGGACCGCGGACCGGUAGCUUCGCCGUCGAGUCUCGGCGGAAACGCACGAACGCUCCUCUCGCCCUCCGCUCUGCCCCUCUUGUUACCGUAGCCACGGCGACUCGACCUCGCCUCCGUCGACUUCGGAGCGCUCUUCGGGUCUCCCCGCUCGGCUCGGCUCGGCUCGCGUCGCGAGUCAGUGCGUUCGUGACCGUUGUCGGAGCUGGAUCGCAGCGCGUUCUCGUCGGCGCACGUGUCAUCUCCGUCGUUUUACGCUCCCGUCGGUCGUGAGCGGCCGCGUUGGUUCGCGCACUCGCUCUUCGGAGCUCGGCGAAGCGUUUGUGAAGAAACUGCCGUGCAUGCGCGUGAUUCCGAGCACGCAGGCACACACGACGUGUCACGUGCGCGCGUGUUUACGGAUCCGAUUCAGUGUGCCUGCCUGCCGACACUACUGCUGCAUCGCGUGUAUACACGCGUCGCUCCGCCAGCAGGCCUCCGUGCAGCAACAGCCAGCGAGCCAGCAAACGAACUGCCGACACAACGAACGAGAUCGCCGCGCAUUCUCCGAGAGCCGAGAACUCGGUUUUUAUCUGGACGCGUUGGGAUAAUGGAUUAAUCGUCGGCGGGAGUAAGCGACUCCGCGACAGCACACCGCGGCCAGAACGGAGUUCGGUAUAUCGAGCGUCCGCGAUAAAUCAAGACGGGCAGUUAUGCGAGCUAUGCAGUCAUGAGUCAAACGUCCUUGAAUACGAGACCCGUGAGACGGACGAAGCUGUUUCCCGCACGAACGAUGGCGAGCACGCUGCUGGUGUUGCAGAUGUUGCUGGUGUUGGCGGCUCCAUUGUUGGACGCACGACCGGAAUCGCCGAUAAGUCCGGUAGGUAGUGUCAUCGGCUCGGGAUCGGGCGUGUCAUCGUCUUCAUCUUCGUCCUCGUCUGGUGGCUCAUCUUCAUCGUCGGUGAUCGACGUGGUAUCCGAUGGCGGCACCGGUUCUGGCGGAAACGGGGUGGGUAGCAACGGUAACGGCUUGAUCGGUAGCGGUAAUGUUGUCGGCAAUGGCGGUGGCGUAAACAGCGGUGGCGGCCACUCCGGUCUCGGGGCUGGCAGCAACAACGGCUAUGGCCGCUGCGAAGAGAUCACGAUCCCCAUGUGCCGCGGUAUCGGCUACAAUCUCACCGCUAUGCCAAACGAGCUGAAUCACGACACGCAGGACGAGGCUGGCUUGGAGGUGCACCAGUUCUGGCCUCUAGUAGAGAUCAAGUGCUCACCCGACCUCAAGUUCUUCCUGUGCUCGAUGUACACGCCAAUCUGCCUGCCAGAGUACACGAAGCCACUGCCGGCGUGCCGCAGCGUGUGCGAGCGGGCACGCGCCGGUUGCGCACCCUUGAUGCAACAGUAUGGCUUCUCGUGGCCAGAGCGAAUGGCGUGCGAGCGGCUACCAAAUCAUGGGGAAGAUCCAGAAAACUUAUGCAUGGAACAAGACAAUCGUACUAGCACCGCGGGUGCCGGAAGCGGCGGGUCAAAUGGUGGUGCUGUGAGUAGCGGCGCCCCCGCGCCGCCAGGUCCUCCGGCGCGGCCCACGAGGCCCAGCAAGACGUCACAGCCGGCUCGUUGUAAGCCGGGGAAGAACCAAAAAAACUGCCAGCACCCCCCAGGGGAGAGGACGAGGGAUUGCGCGUGCAGAUGCAGGGCGCCCCUCGUGCCUCUGGGGGCGGCGGGCGCGGUGAUGCCAGGGCCGAUCGGCGGCGUCAGCGGCAGCAUCAUCGGGAGCGGCAGCAGCGGGGUCAGCGCGGGGGCUGGUCUGGCAAGCAUGGGCGUAAAUGGAGUAAUACCAGCGCCGGCGCCACCAUCGAUGGUGGGCAUCGGGGGCCGAAGCAUCAUCCAGGAGAUCGUGGGAGUGCCGGACUGUGCCCUACCGUGCCGCGGCGCGUUCCUCACCAACGAAGAGCGCGAAUUCGCGGCCGUCUGGCUGGCACUGUGGAGCGGCCUGUGCGCCGCCAGCACGCUCGUGACCGUCAUCACGUUUCUGAUCGACACCCAACGUUUCAAGUAUCCUGAGCGUCCGAUCGUCUUCCUGUCGGCGUGUUACUUUGUCGUGUCAGUGGGCUACCUGUCGCGCAGCAUCUUCGGCCAUGAAGAGAUCGCUUGCGAUGGUCCGGCACUCAAAUCGGGUGCUCAGGGCCCGGGCGCUUGUGUCACCGUUUUCCUCAUGAUCUACUUCUUCGGCAUGGCAUCCUCCGUGUGGUGGGUGAUCCUGACGUUUACUUGGUUCCUCGCGGCGGGCCUGAAAUGGGGCAACGAGGCAAUAGCGUCAUAUUCGCAGUACUUCCACCUGGUGGCGUGGUUGGCGCCGACUAUACAGACGGUCUGGGCAUACGUCGCAGGCGGCGUGGCCGGCGAUCCGGUGGCUGGUGUGUGCACGGUCGCUCCUGAAGGUGUGCGCAACUUCAUCCUGGCGCCUCUCUUCGUCUAUCUCUUGCUCGGCACCAGCUUCUUGCUCGCUGGUUUCGUCAGCCUCUUCCGGAUCCGUUCGGUGAUCAAACGACAGCCCGGAGCCAAGGCUGACAAACUCGAGAAGUUUAUGAUUCGGAUCGGCGUGUUCAGCGUCCUCUACACACUACCGGCCGGUGUGGUGUUGGCUUGUCACAUCUACGAGUCGUCCCUGCGGGACGAGUGGCUAGGUUCGCUGGCGUGUCCCUGUCGGCCACGCGCGAGGCCGCUCUACUCUGUUCUGAUGCUGAAGUACUUCAUGGCACUCGCGGUCGGCAUCACCUCGGGAGUCUGGAUCUGGAGCGGCAAGACGGUUGAUUCCUGGAAGAGACUGUGGAGGCGUCUGUUUGGCGGUGAUCACCCGGGCGGUCACAUGGGCGCUGGCGCCGGCAUGAUCGCUGGCGUGACCGGUGUCGGCGUCGGCAUCGGUGGCGUCGGCAUCAAGGGCGUCGUGGGACGCGGAGUCGCGGUGCCAUACCCGUCAGCACCAGGUCCCGGUAGUGCUCUACUACCUCCUGGCAGCGUUGCGAGCGCCUCUCAACAUCAUCUGCACCAUCAUGUACUCAAGCAACCGCCACUCUCGCACGUAUGACGUCACCAGUCGGCGGGAGGCGACAUGAACACCGCUGGGUGCGGCGAGCAGCAGCCACAGCAGCAGGAGCGACCUUCCGCCCUCAGCAACUAUGGGCCCAUCUAGCCCUUCGCCUCGGCCUCGCGCAGGCACAACGCGACGCCGCAUGCGACGCCGCACACAGCGCCGCACACGCCACACUCGGCGGCGACCAUCUACUCCAGGAGGUCGCUCGCGUCCACGACUGGGCCGUUGACACCGGCUCAUGGAAUCGCGCCCUCCUACACGCAGGCGACCGAGGUAUGAGAGAGUGUCGGUGAGUCGCGCACGUGGCGAAUGGACGUCGCCGGCGGCCCACCGACGUCAUCAGACGCCUCCUUCGCGCGAUGGACGGCGAGCGGCCGCGGUGCUUCUCGAUUACCGGAUAUACGUAUUAGUUUGUACGCGUCUUCUACCGCGAUAUCGAGGGAUCUUCCCUCUAGCCCGAUUUAUCAGCGAUUCAUUUGAGUGUAGUCGUCAGGAAGAUCAAGGGUUCCACCGUCUUCCGUGAAGAAAUUCGCUAACGAAUAAAGGACGAUCAGUGUAGCAAAGAAACAGCUAGACGUCAUCAGCAACCAGGGAGGGUCACUCGAGUGUCGCGGCAUAGUGAGAUUGUGAUUUAGCGAAAAGACUUGGUGAGCGCGCGCUCAAGGACGUCCAUGAGACGCGCGCGAAAGCAGUGGACCGAUGUCGAUAGAUUUCUCUGUCCUUAUUCGUAUCUGUCUGUCUAUCUAUCUAUCUCUCUAAUCUUUCUUACAUUCUCGUGAAGCGGCGCCCUGCGUGGGGCCCGCUACCGUGUCCGUCUAACGUAUAUCGUCUCGUCUAUUUAUCUAUCUAAUCUAGCGGUAAAGCAAGCCAGAAGUCGAGGGUGUGUACGCAGUGCGAGACGCCCACGCGGCAGCCUGCCUGUCUCUCCCAGUCCUCCGCGAGAGGGUGAAAACUGCCACGCGCUCCUCGACGUUUCUGGUGCGCUGGGGUCCUGGGCCUCCUCAACGAUCCCUCCUCUACCACUGCCACCCCUCGCGAUCAUGCGAUCGCGUGGCUCCGAAAGUAGCACCGGGAGAGGCGGGCUACCGCUGUCGGUGGCGAACACGGUGAAGAGCAGCGAGUGUACAGGAACAAACGCUGGAGUGACGAAGUGAUGGACUAUACUGUAAAUAUCGUUCUUAGGUGUUAGUCAAUGCGUUGUAUAUAAGUAAAAUAGUCGCCGGACGCGUUGCGUAGGGUGUCGCAAAGACGAUCACGCUCGUGGUGAGUGCCACUUGUUCGUGUUCCCCUCGCGCGAACGAUCGGCAAUUAUGAUUGCAUUGGAGAAGGCACGAUGUCGGGCGAUACAUUUCCUCGAGACAUAAUGUUUGCAAUCGAUUUGUUAAUAUUUAUUGUAAUCAUUCAGUAUAUUUCUUUGUUUUGUUUAAUUAGAGUUUAUUAAUCGUCUAAUUGCGUUAAAUCUUUCAAUUAAAAGUUGAAAAAUCGUCUGUUUGAUUUCUGUUUAUCGAAGUUUAAGAGAAAUGGAAAAAUUUAUAAAAAUGGAAAAAUAGUGGAAAUAUUGUCUCGUUAUUUAUAAUUCCUAAACAUAUUUCUCAUCAAAUUACAGAGAUAUAUUCUUUCAAUUUAAUGCUAAUGUAGUUUCUAAUGAACAUUCGAUCUAAAUCGAUUAAUUUCUGACAGAUUUUGCUCCCGCAGCUGCCGCAAUAAUGGGACGAUCGAGCGUCAUUACUGCCACGAGCGGACGAUUGUCACGGAAUUUGCUCCGGCGCGUUCGCAGGACGCGCGGCACGUAUAUAACAAGUACACAUAUAGAUGCGCGAAGGUCACAGUAUAAUUUAACACACAUCGGUGUACCAGGUCGAUCCUUUUUAUACUGUAGACAAGGCAGCGGCGUACUCUUGUCGCGAGACACCGGAUCACACUUGAUGUAAAGAACCAACGAUAACGACAAAAAAACAUAUGCGACGCUCUUUAUUUUUAUCGUACCUCGUGUAACGAUCAGCUCCUUCGCGCACGUGCCUCGAAGGAUCACGAGACGCGAUAGCGAGGAACGUGAAGAGGGUGAUCCCACCCCUCGCCGGGCGCGAAGGAGCGAGGAGGGAAAUCUACAUGCACCCCGGUAGGGAAAUUAUGCACGCGCGCGUACGGUAAGUCUUAUGUAAAUCCCGAUGAUCUAGAAGUAGUCCCGAACGGCGAGAUUACGCGCAAGAUGUAAUGGAAGCAAGCAACCCUUAAGUACGUAUCACACGUGCCAGUCACCUAGCGGUAUCCAGAAAUCCUCCAAUAUCGGAAAGCGCGACCGUAGAGGAAGAGAGAAAGAGGAAAGAAGAGAGCAUAGAACUGAGAUUGGAGAACUUCCGGCUGCAUCUCGCAGUAGAACCGCGAUCGGGAUUUGGUGACAAUCUUGGAUCGCUGCCCGAUCGCAUUUCGCUACGAGGUGCAAGCAGAAGGAUUGAAACACGAAAACUGCCUCGUCCGAUUUAAUUGCGUCGUUGUCUUAGAUCGGAGACCCUUGCCAAAACGGCACGUACGUAACGCGUAACGUCGUAAAGUAGCAAGAGCGAAGACGUCUUUUGCAGUUAGUGUUCACAUAUCACGCCAAUACAUAACUUACGAGAGUGGAGAGAGUGAAUCGGUGCGAUGCAAUGCGUUCGCGGGCAAGCGGGGGUAGAGAGCGAGAGAAAAGAGGAAUGCGAAUGCCUGUAGAGAAGAGAAAGAGUGGAAGAUAGAGAAAUACAGGGAAAAAAGGAGAAUUCUCUCUUACUUUCCCGCGCGAGCGACACGCCGUGGAUGUUGCGGAUGUAAAGAAAGCCAAUGAGAGGGGGAGUCUUUAUAGAUAUUUGUAAGCCACUUUUGUCACACUAAUUGUCAAUAAAACUGGGAAUACUGUAUAUGUAUAACGAGUGUGUUUCGAGAGCACGUGUUUUCGGCGAGUUUCCGCCGCCCCGUUCGUCAUCCUCGUGAGGCCAAAGCGCAGAAACGCGCGCGGUAUCGGAGCCGCUCUCUCUUUUCCAUUGGUUUCUUUCUCUGGUUCAGUUUUAUUGUUUGUCUCCUUCCUUCGUUCUCAUCCGUGCGUUUCCCGCGUCCGUGCAUUUACGUUCUGGUACGCGCAACGAGUUUCACGCGCGCCGCGGUCGUCCCCGACCGCUUUGUACAAUUUUUACGUUGCCAUAGUAACCGUAGAUGUAAUUGACCGCCGUCGGUCAGUCGGCAAAAAGUAUGAAUAUGGAAAACAAUAUAUAUAUAUGUGUAUAUAUAUAUGCACACGUCCCGCGUGUAUAUACAUACGCGAAUAUCCAAAAAUGUAUACGAUUUUUAAUACACUUUAUUAUUAUUUAA
Messenger RNA from Ooceraea biroi (clonal raider ant), 8495 nucleotides. It is a transcript of the gene fz2, whose product is annotated as frizzled 2. Lineage: Eukaryota; Metazoa; Arthropoda; Insecta; Hymenoptera; Formicidae. Gene Ontology annotation, molecular function: Wnt receptor activity; Wnt-protein binding. Gene Ontology annotation, cellular component: plasma membrane. Gene Ontology annotation, biological process: non-canonical Wnt signaling pathway; canonical Wnt signaling pathway. The record is from RefSeq and is a predicted model, not a curated record.